Molecule: messenger RNA, 6739 nt
Organism: Pieris napi
Lineage: Eukaryota; Metazoa; Arthropoda; Insecta; Lepidoptera; Pieridae
Gene: Rif1
Exons: 12
Coding region: 189-6200 (2003 amino acids)
Biological process (GO): telomere maintenance
Cellular component (GO): nucleus
Source: RefSeq, a predicted model, not a curated record
UUUACAGUUUACACUUUACACAGAGCUUUAUAAGUUUACCGCGUUCUAAAUUGUAAUAUUGUGUUUAUAAUAAUAAUAACGAUAUUAGUCCUAUUUGUUAAAUUUUUAAAAUUGUUCUACUAAAAUACUAAUCCACUGUUUGUAGACACAUUUUUUCAAUAAACACAUGACAUUUUACUUGUUAAGCCAUGGCAGACACACAGGCCAACAGCACUCUCGGCGAUCUCUUGGAAAGUAUAAGUGAUUAUGAUCUUAACAAGAGGACCUAUGCUGCAAUACUUAAACACUUAGAAGCAGAAAAUCGACUUAAGUCAUCAGAAGUUGAAAAAUUAUUAACACUCUGCCUACAUGAAUACAGCAAAAAAAAUACAUUUGCCAUUUCGAGCUUAAAAAUCUUAUUAAGUAUUUUAAAAAAAGAAGACAAGGAACACAACAAUUCAUCAGGAUUUGUUGCAUUAUUAGUAGCAGUCUUGAAUAAUCUCAAAACAAAUGCCAGUGUUGUUAAAAUUUGUGCUUUAAAAGCAUUAUGUUUUGAAAUUGUUUUAUCAUUUCCUGAUAAAUGUUUGAUAACGGCAGUAGAUGAAUAUGCCGAUGAAUUUUAUACCAUUAUUGAUAAAUAUUUCCACGAAUCAUCGGUUGAAGUAGUAGAACAAAUUCUAAUUUUAACAUUGAAACUGUUAACAAUUUUGCCUGCUGACAAAAAGAGCAAAUUUAUUAGAGGUGGGAUAAAUACCUGGUUUUCGAGCCUCAUACCGACUAUUUUUAACAUAGCAAAAGAAAAUAGUUCUGGAUUAAAUGCAGCACUGGAGUUAUUAGGGGUUUUAUCAAAAGAACUUUCAACAGAACCAAACGACUACGUUGGAAAUAUAAAUUUUGAGAGUUUCCUCUCAAAGAUACCUUCAGAGUAUGCGCCAAUAAUCCUAAAUCUAUUAAAAGAAGAUCAAUAUCAUUGGGCUCCACUGUGGAUCGCUACUGUAAAUCUGUUGAAAUUCAACAUAACGGCUUCCACCCUCAAUUCCUUGUUACAAGUGGAAGAAAUCGCUUUCAAAAACGAUCCCAAGAACAGAUGCUUGGCGUUCGAGUGCUGGAGAUUUUUUAUUGAUAAUUUUACUUCACAUAGUGGAAGAAUUUUAAACAGAAGGACUAAGCUCCUCGCGGUCCCGCUUCUCUCUUUCAACGCCAAGGUCGAGGAAACCGCUUUUGCAAAACUCGGCACUUGGUGGCAUUUCAUGAUCAGGCUGUGCGGCAAAUGUGACAUUUUAUCCGAUUACAUUCAGCCAUUUCUAACGUUCUGCUUCGGAUCUCCGCCGCCGUCGAACCGAAAUGCGGCUCCGGGAAUGAUGUCGAGUCGCACUAGGAAUCUGGGCCUCCAAGCUUUUGCAAAUAUUCUCGGACACCACGAUUGCCACUGCUCCGGGGAACUGGAGAGACCGAAGACCGCAAUCGUCGCGGGAGAGCAUUUAGUCAAAGAUAACAAAAAUUGGUUACAUCACUUCGGUGUCGCGUUAGACAUUUGCGUGGAAUGGGAAUCGGAACGAGCGAACGGGUAUUUAAAAUGUGCUUGGAAAUCAUUAUUACUCAAAACGUGUGACCUCCCGAGCGAAACGUCGAGAAGAAAAAUGUUCGGUGAACUGUUAGAGGUUUUAGAAAAAUCCCUUCAGAAAUGCUGCUUCAACACUUCCAAAAUAACAAUCGACGAAUUGAUUCCCGCUCUCUUCGAGCUCGACAAGGAGACGACGACGGCGCUCGUGGAGAGCGAGGGUCUCGUCUUCCGCAGGAUACAAGCCAUCUUGGCGGAUUCUUGCAAUAACAAUUUUUAUUUAAGUUGCGAUAUCGACAAAACGACGAAAAAGGUAGCAGCGUUCACGGAUUACGCCUUGGAGAACGGCAGAAGCGUGGGCUUGGACAAUUUACUGGAAUCGCUUCCGAGUUCGGAAUCGGGAGUGCUCUUGUGGAGCUGCUACGUGGAAUCCACGAUGAAAUAUAAAUAUUUUUCCAACUCUCGAUGGAUCGUCGCCCUCGUGAUGUGGCCGAUCGAGCAAAAUAUUAUUUCAAACACAGAAAAAUAUUCAGCGACUUGGAUCAGCUUUUAUGAUCUUCUGGACGAGGGAAACGUAAAAAACGAAUCGAGCGCGAAGAUAACUCACUCGGUUAACGAUAGACUGUCGUCGUUCCUGUCGGGAAACAGAUCGGUGAACACGCCCUUGAGGCUGACGAGUGUCGUCUCCUUGAUCAAGCAGGAUAUCAAGGAGAGAGGAGCGAGCGCUCGGAAACCGGAGCAUUUGAAAAUUCUGUCGAAGCAGAUCGACGACGUACUCAUCGGUCCCACCGUUUAUUGGCAUUUGCUCGACUGUUUGAAGUCGCUCCUCGACGCUUUCGUGCUUCACAAAGACGUCGUCGACGUCAAAAAGUUGCUGCUCGUCGCGAACACCGCUCUGAAGGUGACGCCGAAAGUGCUGUCGACCCUCGAGGCCGGAGAUACCGAUUCACUUCAUCGUGUGGAAUAUUUUUUGAAGAGUAUUCACGAUUUAAUAAAAAUAGACGAAUACUCGAAAUCGAGCGUCAUCAUCGCGGAAGGAAUGAAACGGCUCGCGGCCCAUCUGCCGGGUCGGCCGUCGGCGCUGUCGAAUCCCGUGAAACUAAUAUUUUCUUCGUUGAUUUCACACGAAGACAGAGAGAUCGAGAGUCUCGCGAGGAAGAUGUCGCCGGAGGUCGACGCCAAAGAGACGAACGGAAAGUCGACGCCCUCCAGAAACAGCAAAAAGAGUGUCAACAUUGUGAAAACGGUGGUCGAAAACGGAGAAGAAUUUGUCCAAAUCGAAAGUAAUUGGAAAUUUAAUCCGAAAAAAUUAACGGAACAUCAGAAGGAAAAAUUGCAAAGUAAGCGAGAAGAUAUUCCGGCGCUGUAUCAAGAUUUGUCUCAGUCGCAAGACGAGAUCAAACUGAGGACGUGGAAAACCGACACGACCGAAACGACGUCUUCCAGCAAAUCCUUCGGUUCCUGCGCCGCCGUAGACCGAGCCCUAUUCGACGUCACGCGGAGCCCUGAGGCCGUUCCCGAAGUGAUAAAAACGAAGGACUUACAGUCGUCCGCGUCUAAAAAUUCGGACAUCUCUAAUGUGACCCCGAAGAUCAAACCCUCUCCACGAAUACUCCUCAAAGAUCGCGUGACUCGAAACGUGAAGAACUUAGCGGAAAAAUCGUUUAUGAGCAAAGACAGCGUCAGUGAACUGUUGGUGGUCUGUGAUAAGUUGCCGUCUAUUUUGCCCGCCGAGGCGAAACUCAACUCUGAGAACGCGCCCAACUCUGCCGCGUCGGAGGCCGGCUCGACGAAAGAGAAAAUCUGCUCCAUCAACAACCAUCGCGUGACUCGAAACGUGAAGAACUUAGCGGAAAAAUCGUUUUUGAGCAAAGACAACGUCAGUGAACUGUUGGUGGUCUGUGAUAAGUUGCCGUCCAUUUUGCCCGCCGACGCGAAACUCAACUCUGAGAACGCGCCCAACUCUGCCGCGUCUGUGGCCGGCUCGACGAAAGAGAAAAUCAACAACCAUCGCGUGACUCGAAACGUGAAGAACUUAGCGGAAAAAUCGUUUUUGAGCAAAGACAGCGUCAGUGAACUGUUGGUGGUCUGUGAUAAGUUGCCGUCCAUUUUGCCCGCCGACGCGAAACUCAACUCCGAGAACGCGCCCAACUCUGCCGCGUCGGUGGCCGGCUCGACGAAAGAGAAAAUCUGCUCCAACAACAACGUCGCCGAGUCCGCGACGCCUUUGCCUAUCGCGGCCGAACGGCCCUCACGUAAAAGAAAGCCGCCAAAUAAAUAUAUCGAUUCGAAUAUUUUUGGAUACAAACGAAGAUCAAAUCAAAACACUAAUUCCGCCGUCGAUACGAUACUGAAUUCUUACCCUUUGCGAAAAAACUCCGACGACAGUUUAACAUUGGCAGACGGAGCUUCACGUCUCACCGAUAACGACUCGCCUCUCGAAACCGAGGACGCGCCCCACGGAGACCAGAACGAGGUCGCCACUCCGAAAACUGUAAACCGGCAAAAGGCAAAGGAAAGCGGCACAAAGCCGUUUAAAAGAAGUGGCUCAAAGGAAUCACGCAUUAAAAAACUUUUGGCUAUAGAUAUGGUGAAACCGACGCUUCCGAUCGUACGAAUCGAUAACGGUAGUUACGCCACGAGGAACAAAUCCAAAAUGACCCCGGCCGCUGAGGAACGUCGGCCGGCCCCGGACUCCGCGUCCCAAGACAUCAUCGAGAGCUCGCAAGACUCGUCGGUCACGGCGGUGUCGGUCGUCUCCACGAAAAACGGCACGAACAGAGCGUCGGUGUCUUCUCAUAACGAAGAUAAAUAUAUUUCGGAUUUCCGGGACAACUUCGAAGACCCCUCGUCGCCGAGCGACGUGUGCGAUAGCGUUUUACCCGAAAACGAUACCGUACUUCGACCCAACCUUACGGCGGAAGAAGCGGACUCCGAGGUCUUCGACGCGCAGACCGAUGUAACGGAAGCGUUAGACACGGAACCCACGAAUACGCAGUAUCGUGCACAAAUUGAGGACGAAUGUGAAUUGACCUCCGAAACUAAUCUCUGUUUAGAAUCGAGUACGCAGAGUACUGCAGAUGCCGACACUAUACCCGUAAAUUUUACUAUUGACAUAAUCAAAGAGGAAGUUAUCGAUUCUAAAGCAAACGAAUUUACGAAACUGUGCCCGACGAAUUCCACGAAACGCGUCGAAGAAGUCUCGAACGCUGCUUUCGUGUCUUCCGUCGACGCACGACCGACGGUGGAGUCGACCGAACCGACCGAGAGACGAGACGAGGCCUCUUCUCCCCUCAGAGACGACGAGCGGAGGAGAAGGGACUUUCUCGACGACACUUUAGAAAUAUCUCCGAUCAGGACGAUGAGUCCUCUGAUGCGCGAGAGGACGCCUUCGCCGGAGACGAGCGGCGACUACGUCGUCGUAAAUCUCACGUCUUCGGUCCUGCUCAACGGAGAACCGGCGGAUCCGGUCGAUUCCCCUGAAGUUUUCACGGAGGACAAUACGGACGCGAGGGAUCCGUCGCCUCCCAGAGGAGAGCCGGCCGGGAGCGAGGGCCGCUCCGGCUCGGGACCGAAUCCGAAGAGGAAGCCGCGAGUGCGGCCGGCCGGAAGGGCGGCGCAAAUGCUGGGCCUCUGCGUCCACAACGGAGACGGACUCCCGCCGGACGAGACGUCGAGGUCGACGAUCAGGAAUCUCAAGAGGUCCGCGGACGUCGGCAGCUCGGACGAGGCCGACGACGGCGAACCCUUCCUGCGGCUGGGCCGCGUCUUGCCCGCCGUCGACAGCAGCCCCUGCGGCCCCAUUCUCAAGAGGAAGCACGCCGUCAUCGCCGAGGACUCCGCGCCCUCCCCCGCCGGCAAGAGAAAACGAGUGAGCUUCCACGAUCCCCCGGUGUCCACGUCGGUCUGCGUGAAGAAGUACAUCGACCCCUGCGCGCUCCGCUCCCCUCAGAGCUCCGCGCCCCGACGACCGGACAGACCGGACGGGUCGCUCCUCCGCCCCCUCGGCCAGACCUCCAAGUCUCAGAGGCGGCUCGACAAGAUUCUCGCCAAAACCGUCGAGAGCAUCCUCGCGGGCUCGACCGACGUCCCGGACUCGCUUUCGGGUCGGACGCCGCCCGCCGGAGUCCCGGACCCGAGCGACCUCGACGACCGCGACCCUACAUCGCGCCGAUUGACCGAAUUCGAAGACCCCGUCGAGAACGUAGCCUCGCCGCCUCGUCCGUCGGUCGAAACUUUCGAGGGGACGGUCGCGGUCGGCGAACUCGUCCCUCCGACGGAGGUCGAGGGCGUCGAGAGCCCGCCUCGGCCCCUUCCGGAAGCAGAUCACCGAAAGGCCGACGCGGGAGUGCAGAGCGACGCCCCCGAGGUCUCCUCGGUUUCCUCCCAGACUGACGAAGAGCACCGCUCGGAGCGAACGGGCGGGGCUCGCAUAAGAGACAGCGACGUGGCCGAAUACUUGAGUGCGAAUCCCAAUGUGGCGAUGGCCUUGGACGAGAGAGGCCUGGAGGCCUUGAGCGCGGCCUUCGUCGGGCGAUUGCUGCGAGACGAAGGCAAAAUGGCAGAGUUCGUGGUCACUUUGCUUCGGGAAAGGUUCGAGACGAAAGACGCCAUCGCCUAUUGGUGUGAUAUCCUGAAGACGAUCACCGACAGCCCCUAGUCGUUCUUUUCGGAUGGUUUCGACCGAUUUAAUUAUUUCGCAAUCGAGAUGUGUCUAGCCAUAAAGAUGGCUACAAUAAAACGAAUAUUAAACUUUUAAAUUUUAAUAUUAAAAUAAUAUAUUUACAGUUUUCAGUCGUCGGUCGACGCCCCGACGCCGUUUAGGUUUAGACGUUUGGAAACAGUUGGGAACAGUAUAUAAUAAAAUGCAGGGAAUUUUAUGACUUAGCUCGUUUCGGUGCCUUAACACUGUACGAUCAAAGGUACAUGGCAUCGAAAUUUAUCACAAAAUAAAAAUAUAUUUACAAAAUCGACAUUACGAUAUAUUACGAUAGACCCACCGAGACAUGUAUUGUAAUAAUAAAUAGCAUCUGUAUUUUUUUAUGAAAAUAAUAUUGUAAAUAUUAAAAAAAUGUACACGCGACUUGACUUUCGUUCUGGAUUCAGCCAGCUCGCUUUUAGUUUAUGGUGUGCGAACGUGACCGAUAUUUUUAUAAGAUAGAUUAAGGAACAUAUUGACGAAAUAAAUUAUACAAUUGA